Molecule: messenger RNA, 4916 nt
Organism: Callorhinus ursinus (northern fur seal)
Lineage: Eukaryota; Metazoa; Chordata; Mammalia; Carnivora; Otariidae
Gene: ZNF606
Product: zinc finger protein 606
Biological process (GO): regulation of DNA-templated transcription
Source: RefSeq, a predicted model, not a curated record
UUGUCCGCCGCCGAGGUGAGGCGGUUGCCGAGGCGGUGAGGCCGUCGCUGCCGCCGACGCCGCGGACGGGGAGGGUCGGGAGAGCGAGCGGCAGGACGCGUCGCCUGCCAUCGGGGCCAGCGCGGCGCCAGGGCGGGUCCCGCACCCGCCCUUUCCGCCCUGGCUUCGCGCCCCCGUUUCCCUUGGUUCUGCCACCCUCCCGCCUGCCGCCUCCGGGCUCGCGGCAGCGCUGGGCCGGCUGGGCGGGCCCGGGGGAAACCCUGCACGUCCGGCCUGGCGCCGGGUCGCGGCCGCUGGCCCGGCACGCCUUUGUCUCCCCCGCCGCGCGCGAGGAUCCCAGGUGCACCGCCGGGCCGAACCUUGGAGCGGAACAAAAGCCGGACGCCCCCGGCCGAGCGGUCCCGAGUUUGCUAAGUCGCUUGCCGAGAGCGGCGGGGACCGGCUCGCAGGGGUGGGAGGCCGGGAGCCGCGGACCAGGUUGGUACUGCAUUUGCAUUCCGUGAAUCACCCGAAUCCUGUGCACCUGGGCAGGCACCUGGUCACUUGAUCUUGUGAGAUGGCAGCCAUCAACCCGUGGGCCUCGUGGGGUGUCCUUACAGACCAGUCCUGGGGAAUGGCGGCUGUUGACCCAUGGGCCUCCUGGGCUCUAUGUCCUCAGGACUCCACCUGGCAUGUGGAAGAGAACCCCGAGGAGGAGAGGAGGGCCACUGGGCUUCCAACAGCCCAGAUCCAGGAACCAGUGACCUUCAAGGAUGUGGCGGUGGACUUCACCCAAGAGGAGUGGGGGCGGCUGGACCCUGUUCAGAGGACCCUGUACCGCGAUGUGAUGCUGGAGACCUAUCGGCAUCUGCUCUCUGUGGGGAAUCAGAUUGCCAAGCCGGAGGUCAUCUCUCUGUUGGAGCAAGGAGAGGAGCCAUGGUCAGUGGAACAAGCAUAUCCUCAAAGCACUUGUCCAGAGUGGAUGAGAAAUCUUGAAAGCAAAGCAUUGAUCCCAACACAAAGCAUUUUUGAGGAAGAACAAUCCCAUAGCAUGAAGUUGGAAAGAUACAUAUGGGAUGAUCCUUGGUUCUCCAGGUUAGAAGUCUUGGGAUGUAAAGACCAAUUAGAAAUGUAUCACAUGAACCAGAGUACAGCUAUGAGGCAAAUGGUCUUCAUGCAAAAGCAAGUGCUGUCUCAAAGAGGUUCUGAAUUCUGUGAACUUGGAGCGGAGUAUAGCCAGAACUUAAACUUAGUUCCGUCUCAGAGAGUUUCUCAAAUAGAACAUUUCUAUAAGCCUGAUACAAAUGCUGAAAGCUGGCGGUGUAACUCAGCCAUAAUGUAUGCAGAUAAGAUUACCUGUGGAAAUCAUGAUUAUGACAAAGCCUUGCACCAGUCUGUACAACCUAUUCAGCAUGAAAGGGUGCAAACUGGAGAGAAUCUUCUCAAAUGUACUGAUGCUGUUAAAUCUUUCAAUCAUAUACUACAUUUUGGUGAUCAUAAGGGAAUGCAUACAGGAGAAAAACUCUAUGAAUAUAAGGAAUGCCAUCAAAUCUUUAACCAGAACCCAUCAUUUAAUGAACAUCCACGACUUCAUAUUGGAGAAAACCAGUAUGAUUACAAAGAAUAUGAGAAUAUCUUUUAUUUCUCAUCAUUUAUGGAGCAUCAAAAAAUUGGUACUGUAGAGAAAGCGUGUAAAUACAAUGAAUGGGAGAAAGUCUUCGGGUAUGACUCAUUCCUUACUCAACAUACAAGCACUUACACCUCAGAGAAACCCUAUGAAUAUAAUGAAUGUGGGACAUCUUUCAUUUGGAGUUCUUACCUUAUCCAGCAUAAGAAAACUCAUACUGGAGAGAAACCCUAUGAAUGUGAUAAAUGUGGAAAAGUGUUUAGGAAUCGUUCAGCCCUUACUAAACAUGAACGGACUCACACUGGAAUAAAGCCCUACGAAUGUAAUAAAUGUGGAAAAGCCUUCAGCUGGAAUUCUCAUCUAAUUGUACAUAAAAGAAUUCAUACAGGAGAGAAACCUUAUGUAUGUAACGAAUGUGGGAAAUCUUUCAACUGGAACUCACAUCUUAUUGGACAUCAGAGAACUCAUACUGGAGAGAAACCUUUUGAAUGUACUGAAUGUGGGAAAUCUUUCAGCUGGAGCUCCCAUCUUAUUGCGCAUAUGAGAAUGCAUACUGGAGAGAAGCCCUUUAAAUGUGAUGAAUGUGAAAAAGCUUUCAGGGAUUACUCAGCGCUUAGUAAACAUGAAAGAACUCACUCUGGAGCAAAACCAUAUAAAUGUACAGAAUGUGGAAAAUCCUUCAGCUGGAGCUCACAUCUCAUUGCCCAUCAGAGAACUCACACAGGAGAGAAACCGUAUAACUGUCAGGAAUGUGGCAAAGCAUUCAGAGAACGCUCAGCCCUCACUAAACAUGAAAUAAUUCAUUCUGGAAUCAAGCCUUAUGAAUGUAAUAAAUGUGGAAAAUCCUGCAGUCAGAUGGCUCACCUUGUUAGACAUCAAAGGACUCAUACUGGAGAAAAGCCCUAUGAGUGUAAUAAAUGUGGAAAAUCCUUCAGCCAGAGCUGUCACCUUGUUGCUCAUCGGAGAAUUCACACUGGUGAAAAACCUUAUAAAUGUAAUCAAUGUGAAAGAUCCUUUAACUGUAGCUCUCACCUUAUUGCACACCGGAGAACUCAUACUGGAGAGAAACCAUAUAGAUGUAAUGAAUGUGGGAAAGCAUUUAAUGAGAGUUCUUCCCUCAUUGUACAUCUAAGAAACCAUACUGGAGAAAAACCCUACAAAUGUAAUCAUUGUGAGAAAGCUUUCUGUAAGAAUUCUUCUCUUAUUAUUCAUCAGAGAAUGCACAGUGGAGAGAAACGCUUUAUAUGCAAUGACUGUGGAAAAGCCUUUAGUGGUCACUCAGCCCUACUUCAACAUCAGAGAAAUCAUAGUGAAGAGAAACUGUGAAUUGAAUUGAUAGAUUUUUCUUUUAUUGUACAUUUGGCAACACAUUGAAAAAGAAAAAAAAGUAUAAAUCAAGAGGGGAAAUUCUUUAGUAAGAAUUCAGGAAGACUUAUUAUUCAAUAGAAAAUAUCUUCUUAGAAGAAACCUAUGAAUGAAAAGACUGGAAAAAGCUUUCAGCAGUUAUGUAGCCUUUAUUUAACAUCAGAUAAUUACAGUGAUGAAAACUCCAAAGUCCUCUAAUGGUCCACCAGGAAUCCUACUUAAGGAACAUGAAUGGAGGGAAUGAGACUUCUUUUCUAGGGAGAUCUCAACUAUUUGUGGAUCAAAGUGCAUUGUUAAGGGGAAAACCUUAUUCUGGGAAGUUUUUCAACUGAAAAUACACUUUUGCAUCAGGCUGGAAUGCUAGAUGGGAAGCUUUAUAGUAACAUCUUGUUCAUAAUUGUGGAAAUGCAGAUUUUGCUGUUAUAAAGGGAGGAUGUGGGUGCCCUUUAAGGAACAGAAUAUGAAAUACUAAAUCUGAAUUUAAGAAAAAAAUAGUAUUGAAUGGGAUAUUUACUGUUGGUCAAGAUUAACCUUAGAAAAGAUUAGUAAAUGAGAUUACUAAUGGUGGAAAGAUUGUUACCUAGAAGUAUGAGACUGAUCAAGAGGUGACAGUUUAUGACCCAGUGUGUCAGUGUCCAUGGUUACUCAUGAUUGCAUCGUUGGACAAUUCAUUUGUAAUUUGUUUUAGGCAAUCACUGUAAGUUAUAAUUGUGGACACCGCAUCAAUAUACAAAAUGUUACGGAAUAAAAAGGACACAAAAUUGUACAUACAUAUCUAUUAUAACAUCUAAAAAAUGUAUACAGAUAAAGACUGGAAGGACCCAUGGAGAAAUUAACCUGGUUAAUUUAAGAUUUUUUAAAAAUUUUACAAACAUACAGCACUUAUCAUGUGCUAGACUUUGUUUUAAAUGCUUUUCAAAUAUUGUUCAGUCUCCUUAAUUCUAUGAGAUAGGUGUCUUUAUUAUUCCAGUUUUGUAAAUGGAGAAACUGGGGCAGAGAUGUUGAGAAACCUACCUAAGGACACACAGCUAUUAAGAAAUGGAACUGAGAUUGUUUGGCUCCAGAGUCAUGUUUUUAACUACUAUGUUAUGCUGCCUCUCCAGUGAUUUUUUUUCCCUAAUUUUUUUCUUUUGUUCAGUUUUCUAUAGUAGAUAUUUAAUAAUAAAAAUCCAGAAAGCCCAAAACAAUGAGAAAUAAAGUUACCUGGCUCUCUGUCCUGAAUGAUUUCUGGUAACAUGAGAGCUAAAUUCCCUUUGGAAUAUGAAAUCUGGAUUGGACAUUCAGAAUCACUGCAUUUUCUGGGACCUGGGUUCCCUAGGAUUUCACUACCCAUAACCUUGAGGAUUACAGCACAACAAAUGGCUGGAAGACUCACCGGAGGUUUGGGCAAUGCUGAGGAAGGCCCCUUGAUGGGUUUAGAAUGGCCCUCAUGGGACAGACAGCAAGAGACACCACUGCACAUGGGAGCAAUAUUUCUCAAGGUCUCCCUCAAAUUCAGUGUUUAUGUUUUCUUCUCUAGCUGAGAAGAUUGCUUGAUAGUAGGGGGGCUUCAAAGGGAAGGGAGCUCACCACUUCAUCAGAGUGAAGAAGUCUCUCUUUUCCUAGUGGAAAGGAGCGAAGAUGGAUGAGAGGAUUUAGGUGACUUCUCUCCAGUUCACAAAUAUUUCCUGUAUUUCCCUAAAGUAGGGCUAUAAUUAGAGGCCGACAAUUCUUGGAUAGGUUUCAAGGGUAUGGGUUAGAAAUCUAGGAUACAAAAGGUUCAUCUAGUUCUUGCAGGGCCCAUGACUUCCCAUUGUCUGAGAAAGCGGCCGACUGGUGUGGGGCGGCUGUGUUCACCAUAUCCUGUAGCUGGAACUCACGUAGGUAUGUGACAUCUGAUUCCCUACCUUUCAGGGCUUAAUGCAUAGUGGUCACCCAAUAAAUGUUGCAGGAGUAAAUUACUGAA